Messenger RNA from Erigeron canadensis, 1615 nucleotides. RefSeq names its product protein ROH1-like. Bases 1 to 1197 code for a protein of 398 amino acids. Lineage: Eukaryota; Viridiplantae; Streptophyta; Magnoliopsida; Asterales; Asteraceae. The record is from RefSeq and is a predicted model, not a curated record. The transcript is spliced from 3 exons.
AUGAAGGCCAAAAUGUUGUCUCCAAGUGAUUACACGAUGUCACGCAAGACUCUAGGCCGAUUAUUAUUUGGGUUUGGGAGCGAUUACAAUCAAGUUUAUUCCAUGGAAAUGCUUAAUAGGGAUUUUGAUAUUCAUCUUGAUAAGGAACUUGAAGCAUUUCAAUAUCAAGUUUUUAGCCAGUUCAAGAAACUUUCGGACUAUCCAAAUGAUGAAAUCCUAUCCCUUGAUUGGUUAUGCGCGUUAUUAGAAGCUUUUGUUGCUUGUCAUCAUGAUUUUGAGGAUUUUACGUCCAAGCAUAAAGCGGAUUUUGCAAAACCUCCUUUAGAUAAGCUUCUUAAGGAGUUUUUUGAUAGGAUUAGUAUCAAGGGCCUUGAUAUUUGUAAUGCUGUAUGCGAUGGGAUUGACAAGAUUCGAUGUUCCAAUAAGUACUUAGAGAUAGUUUUGGAUGCUUUGAAUUUCAGGGACAAAAGACGACCGAUGAGCAAAGGGCAGUUCAGGAGGGCAAAGAAAGCGUUGACCGGGUUAUCUAAUGUUAUGACUGACAAUAGUAAGGAAUAUUCUGGAUGGUUCUUAUCACGAUCACGGAGACUUAAAUCUUUUGGGCGGCAUUCAAGCAAAGUAAAAGACCUCAAGAGAUCUGUUUCUUGGAGUGUGUCUAAUUCAUGGUCUGCAAGUAAACAACUCCAGUCAAUGUCGCAUAACAUGAUCUUGCCUGGACCAUAUGAGAUAACGACAAAUCGUGGCCUUGCAAACGUUGUUUUUACAAUGAGUUUUGUAACAAUGUUUGUCAUGUGGGCACUAGUGGCUGCAAUCCCCUGUCAAGGUAGAGGUAUCCUCACUAAUUUAUCUGUACCAAACAAUUUCUUAUGGGCUAGUCCCUUGUCGAUAAUUCAAGUUAGAAUCAUCAAUGAAUCCAAAAAGCAUGAUUGUAAGAAUAGUUUUGGACUUUUAAAAGAGAAUUAUCAAAUGGAAAAAUCUGUCCGUGUCAUUACAAAUUUGGAUGAAUCGGGUCACCAGUUUCCAUUAACUGAAGAAGAAAAGGAAAAAGUGAAACUGGCAGUUGGCGAACUACAAAUGGUUAAUAAUGCUUAUGAGAAGUGGUUGUUUCCGUUUGAGUGCCAAGUAAGACAAGUGUUUCACAAAAUUAUGUCAUGUCGGUUGGAGGGUCUUCAAAACCUAUGCAGGACAUGUUCUUGAGGAGCUGACAUUAGCCAGAAACAGGACAGACAAGAGAAACUCACAUGAUAGUAUUCGAUUUCUAGCAGCCACUUUGGUUCUUGCAGAAUCCCAUAGGAGUAGUAGUUCGAGAGUUUGAAGGUUUGAAGGACUGGCAAGUCGGGGGGUUCAAGUCCUGGAGGCAUCUUUUUUUCAGUUUUUUUUCUUUCUUAAAGAUUGAUAUAUAAGUUUUCACUCCCAACCCGAUAACAUUGAGUCUUGGCGUGCAGGGGUCACCAUAUAGGGGUAAGCUUGUACUCAUGUUGUUACUAUUGGGGUAUGAAGAUGUGUUCCAAGUUUUUUUCUUCCAGUAAUGUAUUUGUGCCAAACAGAAAAGCUAUACACUUUCACAUAACCUUAUACUUACUUGGUUAUUGUCAUUUUUAUACACUAGAUAAUA